UAUUAGAUCGCAGAUAACGCUGUUCACAAGUUCGGGAAGUGUUAGAGCCAAUAGAGGGAAGUUUUUUUCCGAUAAGCCAUACGCGGAGGACGUUUAGACAAAGGUCUCUGGACAAAAUAUUCAGUGUUGGCAAGAAGUGGACAAGUUCAUAGACAACAACUACUACUGAAAAUGCGGUUCCUGAUUAUGGUUUGUGUGUGUUUCUACACUUUGGAGACAGGGGCGACCAGGAAUCCAAGCACUGUAGUAACAAAACUGUCCACAACAGCGCUGACCACAAGACGUUUCACUACAUCUGAAACAAUAAUGUCGACCACUGCACCUGGAACAACAAUACCGACCACUCGAGCUCCAUUUCGCACAAGACAUAUCACUACAUCUGAAACAACAAUGUCGACCACUGCACCUGGAACAACAAUACCGACCACUCGAGCUCCAUUUCGUACAACACAUUUCACUACAUCUGAAACAACAAUGUCGACCACUACACCUGGAACAACAAUACCGACCACUCGAGAUCCAUUUCGUACAACACCUUUCACUACAUCUGAAACAACAAUGUCGACCACUGCACCUGGAACAACAAUACCGACCACUCGAGAUCCAUUUCGUACAACACCUUUCACUACAUCUGAAACAACAAUGUCGACCACUGCACCGACCACUCAAGAUCCAUUUCGUACAACACAUUUCACUACAUCUGAAACAACAAUGUCGACCACUGCACCUGGAACAACAAUACCGACCGCUGCAUCAACAGUUACACCGUCCACUGUAUCUGAAGAUACAGUUACCACAGGUUACACAGCUACCACGGCAACCACCCUCUAUGCAACUCUAUUGACAAAUAUCGUGAUAACAAGCAACAAAGCAACUGAAGGGAAGCGUUCUCAGCAGAAUCCGUCUUCUAGCACCGCGCCGUUGAAUUCAGGAACAAAGGAAAAUGGAGAGUGCUUAGAGGACCUGUAUCGCUGCAAAGGAGGAGCAAAAUGUAUCAAUUACGAGCAAGUUUGCGAUGGUACUCCAGACUGCCCCGGGGAAGACGAUGAAAAACUAUUCUGCGAUAAAGAAACUACUCCUGUAGUCCCCAUCGCUGUCGGCGUCGCUGCUGUUGUAGUCCUCUGUGUUAUAGGUGGAGGAGCAGUGUUCUUUCUCAAUAAGCGUAGGAGGAGUUCGCAGGCGAGAGGAAAAGACGUUGAUAGCCCUGAACACGCCGCCGAAGAGGCUAACCGGUAUAACAAUGUGCAUGAUGAUCCUUCUACAAAGCCGCGAGACUCUCACAUCUACGCUGCAAUAAAUCUCCAAGACGUAGACGUUACAGUGAGGUCCAAGAAGCCGGAAGGCACAAACGCUCGACACGACAGACAUCAUAACACCGCGGGCGGAUUCCAAGCACCUAGAGACUCUAGCUAUGCAAUUCCCGAAGAUCUACGAGGUACGAUCUAUGAAAACAUCCCGGACGCCAUACCCGAGGAGUCACCUUACCAAGCGCUGAAUCCCGACACAAUGGAAAACGCACAAUACAUAAAUCUGUCGGAGCUAACCAAAACGAAGUAGACUAACGGCGCGAUUACAUUCGUCAUAGACCUUUGUAUAAUAUUAUGAAUAUAUAGAAUUUUCAAGUACGCUUGUAGGCUAUGGCAGCAACAAGUGCCACAAGAGUUUUGUACGACGUAUGCGCGAUGACGACUAUCCCGAUUUCUAGUGACAACCAGAAACCUGCCAUGGCAAAUUUGCUCAGUGACCGCUCAGAACUGUAGAACAGUUACUGUAGACCUUGGCACCACAUUCCCUUCGGGAGCUUUUGGGGACUGAGUGAGUGGCCGCUCUUAUUCUUCCGCAGAAAUAGAAUUAUUCAGUUGCAGUCGGUUAGACUUUCAUGGCCUGUUCACGGACGCGGUAAACUGAAUAACGUGGGAGUGGGGAGUCAAGUGGUCUGUAACAAUUAUUCGCUCAACCUAAGAUGAACUCGUCCCCACUGUUAAAGAAGCAGUGACAUGUGUUUUUGUAACUUGCAAAUCCCACCCCAAAGGCCACGGUGUCGUUGUAUGAGAACUAUUGGUAACAUUGUAAAUAUUUUGUUUCUUUAAUAGAUAAAUCGUCAAUUAAUUUGAUUGUAUAAAGUAGUUACAGCGUUUCAAGAUGAAAAUGGAAAAGAGAAUACAAUAAGAUUGAGAAUAUUUUUUUGUUUCUUGAUUAAAUAAAUACGAAAGUAUUUCGCUGAUAAAGAAGGGCAUUUCGUAAGUAUUG
Branchiostoma floridae (Florida lancelet) is the source of this 2250-nucleotide messenger RNA. RefSeq names its product cell wall protein DAN4-like. The record is from RefSeq and is a predicted model, not a curated record. Lineage: Eukaryota; Metazoa; Chordata; Leptocardii; Amphioxiformes; Branchiostomatidae. The transcript has 5 exons. The coding region runs from base 172 to 1557 and encodes 461 amino acids. Gene Ontology annotation, molecular function: protein binding.